Quercus robur (English oak) is the source of this 1288-nucleotide messenger RNA. RefSeq lists its product as uncharacterized. The transcript has a single exon. Lineage: Eukaryota; Viridiplantae; Streptophyta; Magnoliopsida; Fagales; Fagaceae. Bases 519 to 1076 code for a protein of 185 amino acids. The record is from RefSeq and is a predicted model, not a curated record.
UAUCUCCGCAGUGAUUCCCAUUACCACUCUGCACAAUCCCAAAAAAGGAGAGGUUUCCAUUAACAAACAAAACCCAUUUUUCUUCCUUCUUCUAUUGCCUCCAGAAUUUCAUUUCCAAAAUUUGCAAUUCCCAGUUCUUCAAAUUCCCCAUUCCUUGUUAAAAAAACUUCAAAAUAAAUCUCACACCCACAAAGAGGGAAUUUGUUUUCCUUGACACUUGUUAGGCCCUUCUUUUGUAUCUCUUUCCAUUAGGUUUUGUCUAAAUUCCCAUCAAAACUCAAAAACCCAUUAUUAUUUCCAAUUCCCCUUUAUGAUUAUUCCUUUUCCACCUCACAAUCUGAUGAUAAAGCCUUAAGAUUCCCAUCCAAAAUUGGGUCUUUUUUUUUUCUUCUUCUUCACAAAGACCAUCUUUUCUUUUUCACUACUAGUAUAUAAAAAUUCAAUCUUUCAUUACUUUUCUCUUUAUUUAAGCAUCGAAUCCUUAAGGGAGAAGAAAAACGCAAAAUUCUUCAGCAAACAUGAAGGUCCACCCUAUGCCAAAGAAGCGAAAUAUCACAAUCCAAUACAACAUCAAUUCAAGAAACCCACUCUCCGAAGCUCAAGCUCUUCUGGGUCUGUCUUCAAAGAAGCUAAGGCGCUUACCCCAUGUGUUUAGCCGAGUUCUCGAGCUUCCAUUUCGGUCCGAUGCUGAUGUGUCGAUUGAGGAAAAACCGGAUUGUUUCCGAUUCAUAGCCGAGACGGAUGAGAAUAUCGGUGAAGUGAGGGCCCACAUGGUUGAAAUCCAUCCUGGGGUGACAAAGAUUGUGGUGAGGGAAGGUGGGUCGCUUGAGUUGUCUCUGGAUAGUUUGGAGCUUGAUAUGUGGAGGUUUCGGCUACCCGAGUCGACUCGCCCCGAGUUGGCUAGUGCGGUUUUUGCUGAUGGAGAGCUUAUUGUGACUGUGCCAAAGGGUGAUGAGGAAGGUGUGGAAGGUGGUGGGGGAAAUGGAAGUGAUGGUGGAGAUGAAGAGAUUUGGAGAGAUGGGAAUGGUGGCGGCUUUAGAGGAGGUAUGGGAGGUAGGCUUGUGCUUGUACAGUAAUUAUUAAAAAAAGAAAAAAAAAAGUUUUAAAUUAUUCGCUCUUAUUUUGAGUUGGGUUUUUAGUUUUGAAGUUAGUGGGGUGGGUGGUGGGACUAGUUUAUGUAUGCUUCUACUUCCUUUGUUGUUGAAUCAUGAAAUGUUGUUUUUGUCACAUGGAAAGUGUGAUGGCAAUGGCAAUGGCAAUGAAGAAUGAAUAUGAUCGUUGAGUCUUA